Besnoitia besnoiti is the source of this 4377-nucleotide messenger RNA. Its product is annotated as RNA recognition motif-containing protein. Gene Ontology annotation, cellular component: nucleus; cytoplasm; ribonucleoprotein complex. NCBI's taxonomy places the organism in Eukaryota, Apicomplexa, Conoidasida, Eucoccidiorida, Sarcocystidae. The coding region runs from base 1 to 4377 and encodes 1458 amino acids. The record is from RefSeq and is a predicted model, not a curated record. The transcript has 7 exons. Gene Ontology annotation, molecular function: mRNA binding.
AUGGCGUCCCCGCCUCCAGAAGAGGAGGGGCACGGGCGCGAGCUGCGCCUCGUGGCUGAAGGGCAGGACGAGAGCUUCGUGGGAGACAUGGCUCCUGAGGAGCCCGAGGAGGGCGGAAAGGAGAGAGAGGAGGCAGGCGAGACGCUGUCUCCGCCGCAGACGGCGCGCAGUCGCAGUCGCAGCGCGAGCCGCGAGCGCGCGGCCGCGAUCCCCUCCUCGGCGUCACUCCCGGUUCACUACGGCGACGAUGACAGCACAGGGGACAACUGCGAAGCGGACGGCGAGGACGACGCCGCGGAGAAUGAGCACGAAGAGGAACGGAUGCAGAGAGAGGCGGAGGAGCCGGAGGAGGCUGAGGGCGAGCCGCGGAUGUACCGCUGGGGCGAAGACGGGACCGAAGACCAGGAGGAGGCGGAGCCGCAGCGGGGUGGCCCCGGGCGGGGCGGUGACGCGGUGGCGCCGGCCGCUCACGCGUCGAAGGACGAUGAAGGCGGGUCGCAAGGCACUGGAGGCGAACUGGGGGAGGGGGACGUGGCGGAGGGCGACGCGUAUCCCGCUGAGGCGAGGGGAGAAGACGGAGAUGAGGAGGAGGACCGAGGCGAGCUCGAUGGCCGUGGCGGAGACGAGAGCCUCGGGGAACAGGACGUGGCGCGGGGGACGCCCCAAGAAGGAGACGACGGGAGUGGCUCCGAGGACGAGACGCCGGGCGAGGCGGGGAUGCGACACGAAGCGGAGGAAGCGUCGUUCACGAUUUGCGGCGAAAAAGGGGAUGAGGCUUCCGCGCAAAACGUUGACGAUCGCAAAGUUUUCGUUGGAAACACCCCACUUGCCGUGAGAGAACCGAGCGUAGAGAAGGUUUUCGGCGAAUUCGGGCAGCUGAAUCGCAUUGAAAUCUUCAAGAAUUUCUUCCACCUCACCUACGAAGACCCCGAAUGUGCCAAGCGAGCCAUCGAAGAGCUCAACGACAAAGAAGUCUGGGGUGCACAGAUCGUAGUGGAGCCGCUGCGUCCAGGGGCAGCUUCGCAGAGGCCGCCGGGGCCCUCAUCCUCGUCGCGCUGCGUCGUUUUUGCGCGCGGCAAGAGAGAGCGUUUCGUUUCUGCAGCCGACCGCGGUCGCGGCGGGCGGGGCGGGCGGGGCGGGGCUGCGGCGGGCAGCUCUCGGGGGAAGCUCGCGGCGCCGGGGCGCGGAGGAGGUCGCGGCGGAGGCGCAGGGGCCGGCGCGGGGCCCGGCGCCAAGAGACUGCCCUUCAGAGUGGUGUGCAGCAACCUGGAUCCUUGCGUCCAGUGGCAAGAUCUCAAAGACUUCGGCAGGGAAGCGGGGGAGGUGAACUUCACUAACGUCCUGCACGACCAAGACGGCCGUCGCAUCGGCAUCAUCGAGUACUGCACGGAAGAGGCGAUGGCGGUGGCGCUCCGCGAGUUGGAUGGCAAGCGGUUGUUUGAAACUCACGUUGAAGUUCGGCCGGAGCCGGAGAACGCGUCGUACCCGUCCUUCGCUGCAAUUUCCUCGUCUCUGCCCCCGGACGCAAUCGUUCGGCCGUCCUCCCUCCGCACUCCAGGGGGCGCGCGAGCGUUCUCGUCUUCUCGCGUGCGUGGCUUGCACGGCCCCACAUCCUUCCCGGCAGAGGAGGAAGGCAAGCUGUCUUUCGCGGGCGGCAGCAGCAGACCGGGCUUUUCGCGGAGCCGUCAAGGCGGCGGGCGGGCCCCGCGGGUCGCUGCGCCAGGCUCGACGACGGCGGACAGUCACCACGCGUUCGCGCGGCGCUCGCCGUCGCCUGCGGCGUAUUCGCCUCCGCCGUCCGCGGGGCAUAGAGCGGCCUCUGGAUAUGCGCGAGGCGCUGGAAAGGGUCACGGCGGCGGCGCGGGCGCAGAGGAGAGUCUGGGGACGGUCCCGGGCGGGCGGCUGGCCAGGAGACCACUGGGGGGCGGGCACGGCGACGACGAGCCUGUAGAGCGCCAGGGCACCCGUUCCGCGUACCGUGGCGGCCGCGGAGUCGCGGGGCGCGACUCCGCUUUCGAUCUGCCGCCGCAGCCGCGGGCCUUCCUGAACGGAGUCGGCAAAGAGGGCCGCCCAUUCCCUGGCGACCAGGCUCCUUCGUUCUAUCCUCGGGAAGAAGACAAGCUUUGCAGAAAGCGCGAGGGACGCCCGGCUUUGGGCAGCCGCGCCGAGCACGGCCACUCGUCGUCGCAUGCGGCGGCGGAGGAUUCCUACUGGCGUGGCGGGGCGGACGACGAGGUCGGCGCGGAUCGCCACAGAGACCUCCAUCUGGCGCGCGAAGGCCGGCGAGGGAGGGACGAAGGCGGCAGGCAUGAGCUUGUGGCGGCGCAUCGUCGCUGCUACUACGCGGGCGACGCUGCGCCUGGUGGAGGCUUCACAGACGACGAUGAAGUGCAGAGGCGCAUGCAGUCGCGGGGCCGGGGCGAAGAUUUCCAUGGGCACCGGGCGGCGAAGCGCCGGCGAAACGACCUCGAUUCUGUUGCCUCUUCUCCCGGGUUUGGACCUUCGGCCGGCGGGCCUGCAGUGGUCUUGCCGCCUCCCUCCGGCGACGCUCUGCCCCAUCUGCGCGAGUUCUCGGCGGGCGAGAGGCUCCGGGGGGACGACGAGGGUUUCCGCGACCGCGGCAGACGAGAGAGAGAGGACGGAGUGUCAUUCUACGAGGACCAAAUGCACUGGGGCGGACGAGGAGGCGGCGCCAAGGCGGGCGCGGCCGGGGGUGGUCACGGCCCCGCCGCGUUCUUUCCGCGGGAGACAGAGGACCUGGGCCUUCAGAACGGGGACUUCCGGUUUGCGGAGCGAGGCCGAGAGAGGGAGGUCGGCAUGCAGAAACCGUUCUUCGGCAAGGCGCGCGAGGAUCCGCGUGUGCCGCCUGCAGGCAUGGUCGCGGGCGCGCGGGGGCAGCCAAUGAAAGUCGAGGGCAAAGAUGAGGUCGCACUGGCGCAGAGACGCCGGAGGCCGGGAGUCAGCUGCGGCGGCGAGGAGUGGCGACGAGACGAACGCGAGGACGUGGGCGCGCAGUUCCCUCCUUUCCGGCAUCACCACCACCUGGGCGACGAGCGUGGAGGAAGGAGAGACAACGAAGAAGGUCUGCGGAGACGCGGCGCAGAGCUCAGCGACUUCGACAGGCGAGAGGACGGGCCUUUCGCGGACGGAGACCGACGAGAUGCGGGGAUGAAGUAUGACCCGACCUCGCAGCCGCUCUCUCACGCGCCAAGAGGAAAGGGCGGCGAGGCCGGCGCGCCGAGAGAGUUCCAUCCUUCGUUCGCCGCAGAGGCAAGGAAAGCCAGGCACGUGUACGUGCCGCACCCCGACGAGCGCGACGGAUACCUGGGAGUCGACGGCCGGGAAGAUGACGGCGACCGAAGGGGCCGGAGGCCCCGAGAGCCUGCGAGGUCUCCACCGGCGCUCCUUCCCCCUCGCAGGGACAGAGAAGAAGAGGCAAAGAGAAGGCGAGAAGGCCGACCGGGCGAACCUGAGUUCUAUGUCCACGCUGAGAGCGUUCCCCUCGCCCCGCCAGGCGCGAGAAUGGCUGGGGACGAGGAUGGAAGGGGGGGAUCGGGUUUCGGGACCCCGCGGGACAGGCGGUUCGACGACGGCGAGAGGCGAGAGCGAGGCGGCGGACGGGGGGGGCGAGGCUACUUCUAUCCGCCGGGGCCCCCGAUGGAGGCGGGUGGCGAAGCGAGGGAAGCCAAGAAACCGAGGAGGGGCGAUGGAGCCGACAUGGAUGGAGCUCCUUUCGCCCCCGAUUUCCAGAGAGGCCCGCCGGUCCCAGGCGCGCGCGGGGGCAACGAGAGACCUGCGAGGCAGUCGCCCGCGUAUAAGUAUCAUGAGAAAGACAAGGACGACUUCAGAUCUGAAGAGAUCUUCGCUUCACAUGGCGGAGGGGGGCCGCCGUUUGCGCUCCACCACCACGGCUCAGGUGGCGGGAUGCGGCCGAUGAGGCGAAAAGACGAGCGGCACAGUGAGGAGGAUGGCUUAGGAGGCAUGCCGCCUCGCGACUCAUCGCGCAUGCCGCGGCAUCGGCGAGACGCUGAGCAUCCUGGGACCCUCGGGUCGCGCUAUGCGGGCGCCGAGGACCCCCGAAAAGGCUACGUCCCGGCGCCCGGUUCGCUUCCGUUCGGGGGAGGCGGGCGAGCAGGAGGAGGAGGGUCGCGGGCAGACGGGAGCGAAGGAUACGACGGCCGAGAAGCGGAGAGCUUCAGGGCCCAUCGAGGCCGCGACGACGGGGCGCGAGACUACAUGACCCGUGUCAGCCGCCACAGGGAAGAUGCGCAUCGCAUGAUGAACAGGCCCUUCGCGGCGCGGGACGAAGGCAGAAGAGGCGCAGACAGAGGGGGCGACGGGUCGACUGGCUACCGCGACGACGCAGGGCACCACUGA